ACCUUCCCCCCCGACUCUGCUUCCUCCUCACUUCCCCCAAAUCCCCCACCCGAACCCUCGGAAUCCCUCCCUCGCCGCCGCCGACCCUCCGCCGAUCUCCCCGCCGCCGAGAUGUCUCGCCGCUACGACAGCCGCACCACGAUCUUCUCGCCGGAGGGCCGGCUGUACCAGGUGGAGUACGCGAUGGAGGCGAUCGGGAACGCCGGGUCGGCGCUCGGGAUCCUGGCGGCCGACGGCGUCGUCCUCGUCGGCGAGAAGAAGGUCACCUCCAAGCUGCUCCAGUCCUCCCGAUCCGCGGAGAAGAUGUACAAGAUCGACUCCCACCUCGCCUGCGCCGUCGCCGGGAUCAUGUCCGACGCCAACAUCCUCAUCAACACCGCCCGCCUCCACGCCCAGCGCUACGCGCUCUCCUACCAGGAGCCCAUCCCCGUCGAGCAGCUCGUCCAGUCCCUCUGCGACACCAAGCAGGGCUACACCCAGUUCGGGGGCCUCCGCCCCUUCGGCGUCUCCUUCCUCUUCGCGGGGUGGGACAAGAACCACGGCUUCCAGCUCUACAUGAGCGACCCCUCCGGCAACUACGGCGGCUGGAAGGCCGCCGCCGUCGGGGCCAACAGCCAGGCCGCCCAGUCCAUGCUCAAGCAGGACUACAAGGAUGGCAUGACCCGCGAGGAGGCCGUCGCCCUCGCCCUCAAGGUCCUCAGCAAGACCAUGGAUUCCACUAGUUUGACUGCCGAUAAGCUGGAGCUGGCCGAGGUCUUCGUGCAGCCCGGCACUGGGGAGGUGCAGUACCAGGUGUGCUCUCCUGACGCCAUGGGGAAGCUGCUUGCCAAGGCUGGGCUCACGCAGCCCGCGCCUGAGGCCUGAUGUGCUGGUUUGCUGUGGCUUGUGAUGCCUACUACUCUUAGACCGCUUAAUCAGUUAUGCUUCUGUUGUUUUAAGCCAAACUAUUUGACAAUUAUGCAUUUUAAUUUUAUGUUGAACAUGCUUGGUAUUUUCUUUA
Molecule: messenger RNA, 1000 nt
Organism: Triticum urartu
Lineage: Eukaryota; Viridiplantae; Streptophyta; Magnoliopsida; Poales; Poaceae
Gene: PAC1
Product: 20S proteasome alpha subunit C1
Biological process (GO): ubiquitin-dependent protein catabolic process
Cellular component (GO): proteasome core complex; proteasome core complex, alpha-subunit complex
Source: RefSeq, a predicted model, not a curated record